Messenger RNA from Vicia villosa (hairy vetch), 1248 nucleotides. RefSeq lists its product as uncharacterized. The record is from RefSeq and is a predicted model, not a curated record. NCBI's taxonomy places the organism in Eukaryota, Viridiplantae, Streptophyta, Magnoliopsida, Fabales, Fabaceae. The coding region runs from base 1 to 972 and encodes 323 amino acids. The transcript has 7 exons.
AUGAAGAGAAUCAUUGGGUUUAAGUUUUUUAGUUAUUGGUGUCCUCAAGGGUUGCAGAAAUUUCAAGGGUUGGCAUACUCAACUGCAGUAACUGUAUAUCUUUCUAAAUAUAUAUUUUUGCAGGAAAAAUACAAUGUCCCAAAGGAAGGAAGGAAGGCUGUAUUUGCUACUGUAAAUGAUGCUUGGAGACGAUACAAAUGCUCUCUUAAAAAGAAGCAUUUUAGUAAGUACAAAAACUUACGAGAGCAGCUAAAAAAUCGUCCACAAGAGGUACCAGAAGAAGACUUUAGAAAGUUAUUGGAGUAUUGGAGAGAUGGAAAAAAUCAAGAAGUUAGUCAUCAAAAUGCUCAAAAUAUAGCUCAACUGAAAUGGAGACAUCGAAUGGGGAAUAAAGGCUUUGCUGUUAUAAGAGAAAAAAUGCGUGAAUGUAAUGAAGAUAAAGAACCUCCGACUCAAGCUGAAAUGUUUAUUGCUACUCGACAAAGUAGGAAAGGAAAGGAGUUGGAUCAAGAAACCAAUACAGCAAUUAUAAAGCUUCAAGACUUGAUUGAAAAUCAAGGUAAAUCUUCUUCAGAAGCUUUUGAAAGUGUAUUAGGCAAACAAAAACCUGGAAGAGUGCGUUGCCACGGAAGAACCACAACACCGACUCUCUUGAAAAGAAAUGAAGAAAUUGCAAAACUUAAAAGAGAUCAUGCUGCCGAGGUCAGACAUGUGAUACAAGAGAUGGAAGAGAGACGUCGUCAAGAUAAGGAGGAAACAGAAAGAAGAAUGCAACUUCUCCUUAAGACCGUUCUGAAUCAAAACACCUCAAAUUUGGAUAUAGAGGCUCUGGCAGCUUUGAUAUCAGCUCCUGCAACUGAUGCUAAUAGCGCCUUACGUUCUUCUGCGUCAACACAUGCUCCAAUUAAUGAUCAAAACAUGAAUGAUGAUAUGAAUGGAGAUUUUCAGUCAUUCGGAGAUGAAGAAACAUAAAUGUAGAGAUGUAGAUGUUUAACUUUUUCUAGUGAUUCAAGAUGUUAUUUUGAUUAAGAUGAAGAUUAACAUUAUAGAGUUUAAGUUUACUUUUAGAGAUUCAAGAUGUUAUUUUGGUUAUGAAUGAUGAUUGACAUUCAAAUAUGUACAUUAAAGAUGUCAUUUUGGUUGUGAACAUGAUUGACAUUAGGAUAUAUAAUGAAUGAAUGAUGUUAUUUUGUUAUUUAAUUUAUUAAAUAUUUAAUAUCAUAUUAAAAUUGUAUUUGAAUAUUCUUA